Caretta caretta (loggerhead turtle) is the source of this 10482-nucleotide messenger RNA. RefSeq names its product kelch like family member 26 (gene KLHL26). Gene Ontology annotation, molecular function: protein binding. The record is from RefSeq and is a predicted model, not a curated record. NCBI's taxonomy places the organism in Eukaryota, Metazoa, Chordata, Testudines, Cheloniidae.
CAGCGCCGGGGGGCACCACGGACCCAGGCUCCCCAUGGGGGCUCCGGGGGGGGUCCGCAGGGGAGGCCGGGCCGGGCCGCACUCGGCUCCUGCCCCUUUAACGCGGCGGCGGCUCCAGCCCAGCGCCGGGCCCGGCGGCGGCGCGGGGAAGAUGGCGGAGUCCGGCGGGGCCGAGUCCGCCCUGGAGCGGCCGAGCAGGGCAAUGUUCACAGGAGGGAUGAGAGAAACCAGCCAAGAUGUGAUUGAACUGAAAGGGGUAUCCGCAAAAGGACUGAAACACAUAAUAGACUUUGCUUAUAGUGCUGAAGUGACUCUCGACCUUGACUGUAUUCAGGAUGUGCUGGGAGCUGCAGUCUUCCUCCAGAUGGUGCCCGUGGUAGAGCUCUGCGAAGAGUUCCUGAAGUCUGCAAUGAGUGUUGAAACGUGUCUUAAUAUCGGGCAGAUGGCCACCACCUUCAGUCUCGCGUCCUUGAAGGAAUCAGUAGACACGUUCACCUUUAGGCACUUCCUUCAGAUUUCUGAGGAAGAGGAUUUUCUUCACCUGCCCCUGGAGCGCCUUGUCUUCUUCCUGCAAAGCAAUAAACUAAAGAGCUGCAGUGAAAUAGACCUCUUCCAAGCUGCCAUCCGCUGGCUGCAGUAUGACCAGUCCCGCCGUGCCAACGCCAGCCAGGUGCUCUGCCACAUUCGCUUCCCGCUCAUGAAAUCGUCUGAGCUGGUGGACAGCGUGCAGACCCUGGACAUCAUGGUGGAAGACGUCCUGUGCCGGCAGUAUUUGCUGGAGGCGUUCAACUACCAGAUCUUGCCCUUCCGCCAGCAUGAGAUGCAGUCUCCUCGAACCACCAUCCGUUCCGAUGUCCUGUCCCUCAUCACCUUUGGCGGCACCCCAUACACUGACAAUGACCGGACUGUGAGCGGCAAAGUGUAUUACUUGCCAGACACCAAUGUGCGUCAAUUCAAGGAGCUCACUGAGAUGGAGGUGGGCAGCAGCCAUGCCUGUGUGGCUGUGCUUGACAACUUUGUCUACGUCGUGGGGGGGCAGCAUCUGCAGUACCGCAGUGGUGAGGGAGCUGUAGAUAUCUGCUACCGCUAUGACCCCCACUUGAACCAGUGGCUGCGCAUCCAAGCCAUGCAAGAGAGCAGGAUACAAUUUCAGCUGAAUGUCUUGUACGGCAUGGUGUAUGCCACAGGUGGGAGGAACCGGUCAGGGAGCCUGGCCUCCGUAGAGAAGUACUGUCCCAAAAAGAAUGAGUGGACCUAUGUGUGCUCCCUCAAACGCAGGACAUGGGGGCAUGCUGGGGCCACAGUGGGCGGCAAGCUGUACAUAUCGGGUGGAUAUGGAAUAUCAGUGGAAGACAAAAAAGCCCUGCACUGUUAUGACCCGGCAGCUGAUCAAUGGGAGUUUAAAACCCCAAUGAAUGAACCUAGAGUCCUGCAUGCCAUGGUCAGUGCAAAUACGAGGAUUUAUGCCCUAGGAGGGCGCAUGGACCACGUUGACCGUUGUUUUGAUGUAUUGGCUGUGGAAUACUAUGUGCCUGAAACUGACCAAUGGACAACUGUGAACCCUAUGCGGGCAGGUCAGUCAGAAGCUGGUUGUUGCUUGUUAGAAAAGAAGAUCUAUAUUGUGGGAGGGUACAACUGGCACCUGAACAAUGUAACGAGCAUCGUGCAAGUGUAUAACAUGGAAACAGAUGAAUGGGAAAGGGACCUGCAUUUCCCAGAGUCUUUUGCUGGCAUAGCAUGUGCCCCUGUUAUACUGCCACAAAUAACAACCCAGAGAUAACCAUGUGGGACUGUGCUGUCUGGGAGCUCCUCUGUUGUGUUGCAUGUUCUCAGGACUGUGUGUUGUCUCUUUGUUGUUUGCAAAUAACGUUGUGUGUUUCGUUUGUUUGUUUCGGGGGGGGGGACGGCGGGGAAAGGGAGGAGGAAAAUACUUUGCAUUCCCUUCUCCAGGAAAUCUCCUCCUCCUCUUAAUGUAGCGUUCUGACAGCGUGUUCCCUCAGAAGCACUUGUCGGCCAGUUAGACUUAACAUAUGCUACAGCUAGACAAGGCUCUUCGUUGUUGUCCUGGGGGGGGAGGAUGCAUUUCUCUGGCUGCCCAUCUUUUUAACGAGGUCAUGCAUUGCAGGCAGUGACUGCUCAGGAGCAUGUUAAGUACUGUGGGAUGUUUAGAUGAGUUCCGAUGUGAUUUCAUUAAUGUUUCACAAUUCCAAAAGCUCACUGGGGUGUGUGGAUUUUUGUCAUCGUCUUGUUUUUAACAAACAAAACCAAACUCUUUAUAACAUACUGACCUCCAGAAGCAAUAAGGGGAUACUGGAAACUAGACGAAUUGAGGUGCUUGGAUUAUGACGCAUGUUCUUGGCUUCCCAAGAAGGGGUUUUUUUCUUUCUUUUUGUCUAAUAGGAUACAGGUUCUCUCUGGCCACUGAGGUCUGUGUUGAUUCUGUUUGCUCUUCACCAAAUGGGACAGUUUAAUGAAGCUCCUCCUCCCAUUCCUCCAGAUAACCAUGUAAUGUCCUACUCAACAAAACUCCCCUCAAUUGGGGCACCCAAACUUUGCAACCCGGAGGGGCCAUGUUGGCAGCUCGCCAGGAGCUGGAGUGCAUUGCUAAACGUGCAUGAUUUUCAUAAUUGCCAAUAAAGUGUGACAUCCCCAGCAGUAAGAACCUUGGAGUUGGUAGCUGUUUGUACCCUGAUGAUAUAGGCAGAAGGCACCCAGAGCUGCUUUCUAGGGCCCAUUUACUGCGUCUUUCGCAUCUCCUUCCCCUUUGAGCGCAUUUCCCUUCCCUCCCCUCCCCUAUGCAAAUUUACCCAAACUGGGUUUUUUUAAAUACUACCAAAGAGCCAGGUGGUGCUUGUCCUACUGCGAAAAGGUUCCCCAACCACCCCGUUUAUGAAUAAGAAACGUCCGCUCCUAACACAACAGAACUCUGUGAAAUGUAAAGUCCUGUUGCCCCAAAAUGUUUUAUUCUUUAACUAGAGAUUCAUUUUAAGAGGGCUUUGCAGUGUGUGAAAUAUAUUUGCGUUUUCUGCACAUAGAAGGUUUUUACUUCUCAGAUAUGUUCUUUUUUCAGGUCAGUUUUCUAAGCAAAUUAACAUGUUGGUACAUUGAAGUUUCUCCUUGUAUCAGGAAUUCUGUGCCAAGGGCUUCAUUAUAUUUCUCUUUUUUGGUGUAUGCAAAAUGUUGAGAAACAGUUAGGUUCUGGCAUUAUAUAAAUGCUGAGCUGUUACCUUUUAUAGGGAGUAUAAAAUGUCUGUUUUGCUAAUGUAUCCUUGAUCAGGCCUAUUUCUGCCCAAGUGAUAAAGCAUGAGCUUCAUAAUUCAAAUUAAUUUUCAGAUACCUUUCUCUAGGACUUAAAUUCAGGUAUUUCAAAAAGUGAUACAGUAAGUAUGCAUGUUACCCGGCUAACCUGGUGAAAAUGUAAUUCUCCAUCUUCAUUCCAUAUUUUGCCAGUGAUGAAUGAAUAAAAAUAAAGCCCCCAUUUUGCUGCAGACGUACUAGAGACGCUGCAAAAAAGGUGGCUUACCAACAAAUGGCCAAAAUUUGAGAGGAAAGAAAUGUAAAUAGAAGCACUAAAACAACAAAAUAAUGGAGCCCCUUUUAUUAAAAUAGUCUACCUCUACAUGUUUAUCAGACGUUAGCAAACCCCAAAUGUAAUCUGCCUUUUCUCUUCCAGUUGCAAAGUCCAUGUAACUUUGCAUGGAUUUCUUCCCAGAGGAACACUUCAGUGCUCUUCCCUAUUUUUUUUUUCUAACCUUCAUAUAAAUACUCUUUCUAUGCCAGCAAUGCAGAGCCGAAGAGCAGCCCUCUGAUAACAAACCAAGGUGCAUAUUCCCAGUGCUCACAAACUACCUUACAGUAAACAAACCAGAGAGCCUGCAUGAAGGAUGAGAUAGGAACCUGGUGCUAAGGAAAAUUGAUUUUUUUUGUUUCAAGCUUCGACAGUGGUGAUUAAAUUGUUGCAGGGAAAGAGAAGAGGAAUCUACUUUAGAAAUUAUGAAAAAUACAUUCUUGGGGUCCUUUUUAAAUUACCCUUGUGGAAAAAAAAAUCAGUUUGAAUGCAUCUCUGGAAGGGUGGUUCCUUGAUAGGGGGCUAGAAAAAGCCAUUCCAAAGUGGGCAUUAAUUACGCAGACACUUACCCACUGAACUAGCCUAGUCACUGCACUCCCUUUCCAGUCCCCCAUGGAAUCUGUGCUAGGGUGGGUUUCCUGAUUCUCUAGCCGGAGACUGCUGGCAGAGCAGUGCUAUGCACCAUCUGUGUGUUAAUGGAAUGUUCUUUUUAUAGAUAUAUAUCAAAAUAAAAUUAUUUUUCAUAACGUUAACUUUCAAAAUUCUAGCUGCUCUGAAUCUACAAGAAACUGGCUGAACUCUUGUGAAAAUGUGUCUCUUGUAUACCAGUAAUAAAAGAAGUUUUACUCAUGUAAAAUACAUAGUAAUGGCUCUGAGCUGUAAUAUCCAUAAGCUCUGUUACCCUGAAAAUAAACUGGGUUCUUUGCUGGAUAGAAGCUACUUGAAUGAACAUAGGGUCUACAUGACAAUGAUACUGCUUUAUUUCUUGGAUGCACAGUUCAACAACUUUGAGUCUUAAAGGGACUUAGUGGGAGCAAAAGGUUGAGCUUUCCUGUAUGCAUUUUUCUGUUACAAGCCUGUCAUCUGGGACUGAGUUUGCUUGGAAACCAUCUACCUAUUUACAAGAAGCAUGGACCAGUUUGGGUGCAGAUUUCUCCUUCUCUUCUUUGUCCUGACCUCGCUGGCUUUGUGCCUGUAAUAGGACAGUCUUGUUUGAUAACAUAGUGAUGGUGCUCAGUAUAAAUACGCAGAUAGAUUUGUCCAGAAUUCAUUUUGGGGAGGGGAAGGGGGUGAAAGGACUUGCUUCACUUCUUGUUUUUAUUGUAGAACUCCUCACUGGCCACGUUUGGCUGGUGGAGCUGCACUCCGCGUGAACAGCAAUUGGACUGGGAUCCUCUCCCCUCAAAGAGUGAACAAAGCCAAACAAACGUUUGAUUGCACUCUGAGUCAUUUGUUAGAUUCAGAGCAGCAAUAAACAUUACAGGGAUAAACCUGAUUUGGCACAUUUUUAAAUACACUUGAACAGAUGGGGAGCGGUAAAAGCAAAGCGUCAUUAGUUCUAGGUAUUUGUGCAGCUCAGGCAUGUCACAUUAGGGGCUCAUGGCACUACCAGGAUAAUAGCCUCUGUCAUUUUAUGGGCCUGAAAAUGUACUUCAAACUGUAAAGAAAAAUUGGAGCUCUUGGCAGUGUCCUGUGCUUGGCAGUGUCAGUUUCAUACAGCAGUGUCAUUUCAUACUUUCCCAAAGCUCUGUCUGCUUCAUAAUCUACUUUAGUUUCCCCUACAAUAGAACCUCGCUAAUUCUCACUUAACAACUCCCCAGGCAGGCUAAUGCUCACAAACAGAUCCCAGCCAUCUCACCCCAAUCCUCAAAUUUAGAAUGAAUAAAAGCUCUCUUCUGCUAGUUCCGAGCACUCUGCCAAUUAUUUAAAAUGACAAAAUACAAUACAUUCAGCUCAGCCAUCUUAGCAAGCCACAGCACAUUUAUUCAAACACUCCCACACCCAUCCAGUGGCCAGUACCUCCAUCCAUCUACCUCUCUUCAGAUGCUGAAUGAAACAAACAAGCCUGCAGUGUCCUGUGAAAGUUAGCAAAUCCCAAGGCCUUUACUGAGAACCACAUCCCUCUCUGUUCUAGCAAGGGUGACCUAGCAUCACUUGCUCUGCUGGCCCCAUAUCAUGGGGAGGUGCUGUCUGAUGAGAUGUCAUAUUACUAAAACUCUUUUGUUAAUAACCAUACUGAUCUCCUUUGCAAAGCACUUUGAGAUCUACGGAUGAAAAGCGCUAGUUUAUGAAACAUGAAUGAUUCAAAUCUAACUAUUUUCAGAAUAAAUGAUCAAAGUAUACUUUAUGAUGCUCCUUGGUGUUUUUAACUCACAUUUGUUAGCAGACUUGUUAAGUGACCAACUUCUGUAAGUUAGGUCUCCUGUCAUUAGUGUGAAUCAACAGGGUUUCACUGCAGGUGCCUUAAGGCAAGAGGAAAGCUAGUGUUACUUAAUAAAUCGACAGCUCUAUUAAAAAAAAGUGGAGCCCAUCCCAGUAUUUCAGCUGAAUAUGGGGCUUUUCCAGCAGUAUCUCCUAAUACUGCGUUUGCUGAUGAUAAUUUUAGACCAUUAUUCAGGUGUUUAUAACUACCUCUUAAGGUCCCUUCCAGUUCUAUAUUUCUAUGAUUUGCUUUGGGAAGAAACUUAAUCUGCAAGGUCCUCACCUGGGCAUUGUUUUUUAACCAAACCCAACCUCCCCUAAUUCCAUUUGUUGUGGCGAUUCUUGCAUCGGACUGUGCAUUUUAAACCCUGCCUGGGCAUGGUACUCAAACUGCAGACCCUAAAGCUUCCUGGUUUUCCAUCCUCAUCCCAAGCUACUGGCUGAAUUUCAGUAGCACUUUUUAGUUGAAUAUUUAAACAGAAGGGAAUCACACAGAGAAGUUUGGAACUACAUUUAUGAGCCAGUUGUGAUUUUUAACCUCAUGACAGUUCAAUCCCUGUACGUUCCACAAAGCGGGCAAAUGCUGGCUGAGGUCUCGGCUGUGAAGUCUGGCAAGGAGCAGCUUGAAGACAGCUGCCAAACUAGCUUCAUCUGCAGCCUGAAAUUAGAUUCAGAUUGUAGGACAAAGGGUAAAGAUUUAGUGCCCCAGGACUAGGCAGCAGUAAGAGCCCAGAGUUGCGAACUGAAAUGGAAAUCGGACUAACUGCUGCAGCAAAAGUCUCUAAGGUUUAUUUACUGCAGAGAAAGCAAAUCAAAGCCUCUUGGCUUCAUCCCUGAGGGUUUGCAGCUGCAAUUUCACACCCAGGUCCUGGCACAUUGUUAGGUAGAGCAAUUUCUGUGUCUUAAAAAUAAAAAUAAAACCUUUUUCACUUGUUUAUGCAGACAGGGGCCAAACUCUGCUUCUGGUUACGCGGGUUUAAAUCUGGAGUAAUUCCUUUGAAAUCACAGGAUUUACUCCAGAUUAACGCUAGGGUAAGCAGAGCAGAAUUUAGCCCUGUCAACGAGUAGUGAUAUGUAUCUUUUCCCAGUCACAUUGCUUUGGAAUUGUAUCCAGGAGUUUUUUACAUAUGGUAUCUGAUAACUUUCUUAUCAGACCACUGCUCUGUGUCUCUGUAGGAACAGAGCUUGCCAUUGUUUUACGUGCAUCAUUUCCCUUUCAUCACCAGCCUAGGAUCUCAAAGCUGGAGACCUGUUAAACCUGCGGCCUUGAAGGGCACAGACUUAGAGAUUCAGCAGCCAUUCAUCUUGCUGAGUGGAAGUCUUGUGUUCAGAGUAAGCAUGUUAAUGGCAGCAUUAAGAUACUGAUGCAUAAAUAAAUUUGUGGGCUUCACUGAGGGUUGAAGGAGACAAACUUGUAAUGCAAUUCAUGUAACUAACCUGUGUGUAUGGUGUAGAAUUUGUGGAAAGGAUUUUUGCAUUAGACAUGCGUAUUGGCAGUUUCUUAGGAAGUGAACGCAGUCAAAUAGGACAGUGAUGAGUGCAUUAUAACUACCUAGAUAGGUGGAAAUGCUUUCUGUUUGCUUAGGGAGGAACUUUCUACCCUGCCCCUUUCUGUCUAGUCACCACUCAUCACUUUGAGAUCUGGAUCCUAAAGUGACUGAUUAGAGAAAUCUACCUAAAGUGCUUGUUUCCUAAGUGGAAUUCGGAGUUGGAAAUGGUUGACUUAAAAAUCCCUAAAGGCUGCCUCUUUUCCUGCUUCCCCAGACCUGACACAUGUUUAUUGCUUGUUCAUUAGGUGUGUAAACUAGAACAUUCAGGUUAUUGCAGGUAAUACAGGCUUUCUCUGCUUACCAUGUGGGCUUGAGAGGCUUCCCCAUCAAGAUCUGAGACCUUUAGGUCAUCGGGGAAGCGGUUGUUUGUCCUCUAGGGCUGCAGCUGUUGGGGUGGGGUGGGAACCUUAUCACUGUCUGUAGCAGUAACAUAGAAAAUAUUCCAGCCUUUACACCAGGGAAUGAACACCAUCAUGUUGGAAUUCAGAAAAAGCAAGCCUUGACCCUGUAAAUCUCUUUAUGGGAGAGUUUCAGGCAGGAGCCUUGAAAAUAACCAUAAAGCUGCGUUUAGUUUCCGAGGAUAGGGGCGCAGUGACUUCUCUGCUUUGGUUUGUGGCUUGCAGUUUGGGGAAUCUGUCAUUUGCAUUGUGCAAAACAAGUAACUACAUUCUGCUUUGGAUGGGAAUUCUAUGAACAAGUAACUAGGAUUUGAAUGAAUGAGUCAGAUCUAGCAAAGGGGAACCUUAAGAAGCUGCUUAGAAAGUGCACCUAUUUUGAGGUGCACAGGCCCAGUGUUGGGAAAGCACUUAAGUAUGUCAGUAAUCCAUUCCUAUUCAGCAAAGCACUUAAGAUUGUAUUUCAAAGUUCCAGAAGCACAUUAAAAUUAAGCAUGUGCUCACCUGCUUUGCUGAUAUAGGACUUAAUCAUGUGCUUAAAAUUAAACACAUGCUUAAGUGCUUUGCGGAAUCAGAGCUUUAACUCCUAAAGACUCUGCUGCUCUGAAACUCAGUGUGCAAGUGAAGUUCAGACUCAUACAGCAAAGACAGCAAUCUAGUUCUGGAAACCACUCAAAUGGGUCCACAGUUGGUCUGUAAGUAGUUACCUGGUUACACUGAAUAAACAACUUUCGGUAAUGUUCCAGGGAGUGAAAGUUAAGACACUCAAACACCUGAACUGCUUGGGUUUUCCAGACAUUCUAGUUUAUUUGGUGAUCCAGUUCCAAUGCAACAAAGAAGACCUCUGCUUUCAGAAAGUCACUAAGUGCCUUCAUUUUCUACCCCUCAUCGGGGCAAAUAAAUCCAAAUCAUUCACAAAGGAGUAGAUGUUUCAUUUCUAUGGCUAAAGAGAACAUCCACAGUUACAUUAGGUAAGAAAUAUGAGGGAUCAAACCUUCACGCCUCAGGGCAUGAGCUAACUGGCUGGGGCUAGGAACAAACUCCUGCUGUGGGCUGUUUAUUCCAGAAUGGUCCAUUGUGGGGGAUUCUUGCACCUUUCCUCUGAAGCAUCUGGUGUGGGGCAUUAAAACAGGAUACUGGACUAGAUAGACAAUAGGUGUCCUCUGGCCUCUCAGCUGAGUCUGGACAUCUGUCUACCAGGGACUAAGACCUAUCAACUCAGAAGGGGGUGUUGAGGCUGCAUUUCAGCAGUGGGUGAAGUAAGCUCUGUCUUGACAGCCUGUGAAGUCCCUUGAGAGCCAGUGUCUACUGGAUUAAUGCUGUAUGAGUGUAACGAAGUAUAAUCUUUACAGAGAGACGUAGAAGGAUACAAGAGACUGCAGCUCAAUGUAAUUUGAAACUCCCAAAUACACAACCUGAGAGACCCCCAUCCCAACACUGGGAAUAGCAAGGAGGGAUGCGGUCACCUUCAAAUUUGACUGUUACCACGUCAACUACCUCAGGUCAGAUGCAUCUAAAGCAGGGCCUUGUUUGCAGCAAAACCUGAUGCAAGCCUUUUAGCCCCUGUGCUUCACUAACUCCAGGUGAGCUUCGGAGCCACCUUCAGCACUUUGGUCUGUCCUAAUCUCAAAGGUGCUUCCAUCACAAAAGGUGUAGAGGGAUGAGGUAGGUCUAGCUACCAUCCCAGGGUGUCCCUGUUGUAGGGGAGGGAGAGCUCAGUGGUUUGAGUAUUGGCCUGCUAAACUCAGGGUUGUGAGUUCAAUCCUUGAGGGGUCCAUUUAGGGAUCUGGGGCAAAAAUUGGGGAUUGGUCCUGCUUUGAGCAGGGAGUUGGACUAGAUACCUCUCCUGAGGGCCCUCCCAACCCUGAUGUUCUAUGAUAAGUUUUCCAGUGAGACCAUCAGUGUUCUCAUAUAGCCCAUCUGUGCUCAAGGUGGAAAGAGGGGCAGUCAUAUAAAUAACAUUCCUGGCCUCAGCUCAUCAUUUUGUCAAAUACUUAGCACAGCAUUUGCUGGGGGAAGGGUGAAACCUGGCACUGGGCUGAACUGCCUCCUUGCCAGAGCCUUAAUGCAAUCAAGAUUUAUACUGGCUUCCAGGCCAUGCACGCAGCUGUAGCCCAGACCCCAGCCACACCCCAUAAUGUGCAACUAUGCGUCGGAGAAAGACUCCAGAAGCAAGAAAAUGUGUGAAUAUUUUGCAAGAAAAAUUUAAAAACGAUGUAAGAAGUUUUAACAAGUUUACAAAUACUUACCAUGUAAAUAUCCGAAAGAAAACAGUUACCAUGACCAGUUAGCAUUUGUUCAGAGAGGCGUACAGGCAUGUAGUCAUCAUAUCUUUCUAUCUGACAGGCGGUUAGAAUAUUCGAGUGAGAAUCAUUGCAACACCUAUAAUGUCAUUUCGAAUGAUUUGAUUAAGUUUAACAUAUUUAACAGACCAGGCAUCUCUCUCCGCUGUUAAUAUUCAGGAACAAUUGGAGAGGUGUGCUGGGUUUUUGUUUUUUUUUUGCAUGCAAGUGUACAUUGAAUAUUGAAUAAACAGUAAUCAAAUUUA